AUGGCGGCCCCGCAGCCCCCCGGUUCCCCCUGGGCCGGGCCGGGGUCGGGAGCGGCCCCCGGAGCCCCCGGAGCGGCGCGGGCCGGGCCCUGCUGGGCCGCCGUGCUCGGCUGCCUCAGCCUGGCCUGCUCCUACGUGGGGAGCCUGUACGUGUGGGGCAGCCCCCUGCCCAGGGACCACCCCUCGGUCAUCAAGCGCCGCUUCACGAGCGUCCUGGUGGUGUCAGGGCUGUCCCCAGCCCUGGUGUGGCUCUGGAAGGAGCUCACGGGGGUCAAGGCUGACACCCCCCUGCCCGCGCUGCUGGGGCUGCGCCUCGAGGGGCUCGUCCCGGCCACGCUGCUGCCUCUGCUGCUCACCAUGAUCCUGUUCCUAGGGCCUCUGAUCCAGCUGUCCAUGGACUGUCCCUGGCGGUGGCUCGAUGGCAUCAGGGUGGUCCUGGACCCGCGGGUGUGGGCGCUGUGCCUGGGGGACGUGCGCUGGCUGCGGAACCAGGUGGUGGCGCCGCUGACAGAGGAGUUGGUGUUCAGGGCCUGCAUGCUGCCCAUGCUGGUGCCCUGCACGGGGCCCGGCCCUGCUGUGCUGGCCUGUCCCCUCUUCUUUGGGGUCGCCCAUUUCCACCACGUGAUCGAGCAGCUCCGCUUCCGCCACGGCUCCGUCGGCAGCAUCUUCAUGGCAGCAGCAUUCCAGUUCUCCUACACAGCCGUGUUCGGGGCCUACACGGCUUUCCUGUUCCUCAGGACAGGUCACCUGGCCGGGCCGGUGCUGUGUCACUCCUUCUGUAACUCCAUGGGGUUCCCGGCGCUGGGCGCGGCCCUGGGGCACCCGCGGCGCCGGGCGCUGCUCCCCGCGUACCUGCUGGGAGUGCUGGGCUUCCUGCUGCUCCUGCACCCCCUGACCGAGCCCGCCUUCUUCGGGGUGGGGCACGUCGGGGCCUCCUCGGCGAACAGCCCGAAGCCUCCGCGGGGCUCCAGCGGCGCCAAGAACAGCGGUUCCCGCAUCCCCCCCAGCGCCGGGCCCAGCGCCGCCCCCUCCCCAAAUCCCGCCGCUCGGGGCGGGGGAGGCGGCGGUGGCGGCGGGGGAGGGGGCGCGGGGGGGCGGCGAGCACCGUCGGGUUCCUCGUCCGAGAUCACGAUGGCCUCGGCCUUGAUGGCACCGAUCGGGGCGAGGGGCGCGGCCCAGGGACCCCCGCCCGCGGAGGGGGGAGCGGCUCCGGGCCCCGGCGCGGCCUCGCUGGAACUGCUGGGACUGGGCGGGGGUCGCUCGCCCCCCACCCCUGGCUGGGUCGUGUCGGCCGCGUCCACCAGCGGCGGCUCCGGCGGGGUCCCCGCGUCGCCCAGCGGGGGCUGUGGAGGCUGCGGCGGGGGCGGCGGGGGUGGGCUGGGGGCGUCCUCCUCGCGCUUGGUGCUGUCGGCCUCGGCCGGACCCCUCGCCUGCAGCUUCUUCUUGCACAGCUUGACCACGUCGUUCAUGUGCAGGUAACUGGCGGCGGCCAGCACGUCCUCGAGCGGGGCCGCCAGCGCCAGCCGCCCCUCGUACAUGAACUCCAGCAGCAACGCGAAGGCCGGAGCGGUCACGAU
Molecule: messenger RNA, 1577 nt
Organism: Cinclus cinclus
Lineage: Eukaryota; Metazoa; Chordata; Aves; Passeriformes; Cinclidae
Gene: RCE1
Product: Ras converting CAAX endopeptidase 1
Exons: 9
Coding region: 1-1479 (492 amino acids)
Biological process (GO): CAAX-box protein processing
Cellular component (GO): endoplasmic reticulum membrane
Molecular function (GO): metalloendopeptidase activity
Source: RefSeq, a predicted model, not a curated record